Messenger RNA from Ctenocephalides felis (cat flea), 2373 nucleotides. RefSeq lists its product as uncharacterized. Gene Ontology annotation, molecular function: aspartic-type endopeptidase activity. The record is from RefSeq and is a predicted model, not a curated record. The transcript is spliced from 3 exons. Lineage: Eukaryota; Metazoa; Arthropoda; Insecta; Siphonaptera; Pulicidae. Gene Ontology annotation, biological process: proteolysis. Bases 1 to 2373 code for a protein of 790 amino acids.
AUGGCUGAUGUAAGUUCUUUAAUUGUGAAACAUAAUACUGUAAAGGCUCAUUUUGAUACUAUAUUUAAAUUUGUAGCUUCGGGUCAGAAUGAUAGUAACAUUGAGGCAUUAAAAAGAAGGAAACAGCGUUUAGUAGAACUAUGUCAUCAGUGGAAGACUAAUUAUAUAGAGUUAGAGGUGGCCCAACCUGGAGAGUUUUCGAAAGAGUACUUCGAGUAUUCUGAUAGGUAUUUGGACAUGAUGUCGCAAUUGGAUGCUCUCACAAAUAAUGGUACCCCCUCACCUUCUAGGGCUGUAGAUAGUCAUUCUGUGUUAGACGUUAAGUUACCUGAUAUCACCUUACCAAAAUUUAAUGGUGAUUAUAGUGAGUGGACACAGUUUAUAGAUUUAUAUAAUUCAUUAAUUCACAAUAAUACUAAAUUACCUCCUGUGACUAAGUUGCACUAUUUAAAGGGAGCUCUAAUAUCAUCUGCUGCAAAAUUAAUUUCAUCACUAAGCUUAACUAAUGAAAAUUACAUGGUCGCCUAUGAUCUGUUAUGCAAAACAUAUGAUAAUAAAUUUUUAAUUCUAAAUUCACUUUUGCAGCAGAUUGAUAACAUAGCUCAAGUACACAGAGGUACGCAUGAAUCCUUAGGCAAUUUCUUGUGCACCGCUAGGCAGCAAAUACGUGCUCUUUUAGCAGUGUAUGAGCCAACAAAAUACUGGGAUCUUGUUCUCUUGUAUAUGUUAAACAAGAAAGUAGAUAGCAGCACUAGAAUGGCAUGGAAUUUAGCUAGGAAUGGGAAUGUGCUUCCAACGGUCAAUGAAUUUUUUUCGUUUUUAGAAUCAAGAGUGUGUGCGUUGGAAAACUCUUUCAAAUUAAAAAAUAAGGCUAGUCAGGGAAGUUCCAAAAUGGUGCAUGUUGGAACUGUGAAAAGAGUACCAUCUCCUUGUUGCUGUUGUAAGGGAAAUCAUCCACUAUAUAAAUAUUCGAAAUUUAAACAGUUAGAGGUUACAGGUCGCAAAGAAUUAGUGUCGAAACAUUCCCUCUGUACUCGUUGCUUACUGCCUGCUCAUGAUGUUAAGAAAUGUAGUUUCAAAGAUUCAAAUAGCCUACCCCAUUCUGGCAACAACGUCCUUCUAGCUAGUCACAAUAAUAUUCAAACACUUUUUUCAACAGUUUCCCUUUAUGUCUUUGAUGCAAAUGGCAAAACCCACCAGAUGAGGGCUCUACUGGACAGUGGUUCCCAAAUAAACUUAAUAACCAAUUCAUUAAUACAAAAAUUGAAAUGUCCUACAAUAGCUUCUUUAAGUAAAAUGAAUGUUACAAGGGCAAUCAUGUUUGUUGAUCACAUUACCCAAAAUUUACCGAGUAGUUGCAUAGAUUAUAAGGAUUGGAAAAUACCCAGUUAUGUAGACUUAGCCGAUCCAGAAUUUAAUGUCGCGUUACCUGUAGAAUUAUUAAUAGGGGCUGAGUUAUACUUCGAUAUCUUGCAACAGGGCUGUGUUCGGUUAGGGCAUUGUCUACCAGUACUCAGAAAAAGUCACUUUGGUUGGUUGUUGUCAGGGAUUUAUAAACAGUCGGAUGCUGUAGCUCAUGUUGGCUUUGUUUCGAAUGAAGACCUGCACAAUAACCUAACAAGGUUUUGGCAAAUUGAGGAGGUAUCUUCAAGCAAUGUCACAAUGAAUGGGUCGGAUAAGUUGUGCGAAGAGCAUUUUGUGUCCAAUGUAAGUAGAAAAAAUAAUGGCAUAUUCGAGGUUGCCUUACCCUUUAAAUCAGAUAAGGAGGGCAGCUUAGGAGAAUCAUUUAAUAGGGCAAAAGGUAGAUUGGAAAAUUUAGAAAGACGUUUUACUCGAGACCCAAAACUAGCUAAGGCAUACAAUGAAUUUAUUCAGGAAUAUAUAAGAUUAGGACAUGCAGAGCUUAUUGAUUUGAAGAAUGUUCCAGUAGGGUCAUACUUUAUACCGCAUCAUGCAGUAUUAAAGGAUGGGCGGUAUGAAAAAAUUAGGGUUGUAUUUGAUGCAUCUUGUAAGACAAGUUCUGGCCUAUCUUUAAAUGAGACGUUACAUACUGGAGCUAAACUUCAGCAAGACUUAUUUUCCAUCUUAAUUAGAUUUCGCUUACACCUGUAUGUUUUUUUUGCUGACAUAGUAAAAAUGUAUAGGCAAAUACGAGUUCGGGAAAUAGAUCAGUACUAUCAACUCAUUCUGUGGAGAACAGCACCAGAGAAUGAAAUAGAAGUAUUUAAGCUUACUACUGUUACGUAUGGAACCGCAUGUGCUCCUUUCUUAGCGAUGCGUUGUUUAAAAAUGUUGGCGUCUGAUGAAAAUUUGAUAUACCCUCGAGCUGCUGAAGUCUUAGAUAGGGACUGCUACGUGGAUGAUAUAAUAUAA